CAAUAAGCAAAUCCGCAGGCGGAACGAGGCUUUGUAUAUUAAUUUUUGUGCCCAAUAUUCGCUUUUUAGCGAUGGCGUUGAAAAGUUCCACUGAACAAAAGCAAUAAACCGUGUAUAAAGUUUUACAUUGAAUGUAACUUUGGUUAAAAUGUAUGUAAUUUGAGAGACAAUGAGCGAUCGUGCCGCUGAAUGCUCUGAAACACUAGAUCCUCGAGUACAGAUUGAGUUAGAGAGGCUUAAUACAGCAACAGAUGAAAUAAAUAGACUCGAAGUUGAGUUAGACGAGGCACGUCUUGCCUUCCGUCGACUUCUCGCAGAAGGCCAUCUGCGAAUACAGCAACUAACUAAGAAACUUGGCACAAGUGUACACAAAGCACGCCCUUAUUAUGAAGCUAGAUUUAGAGCUAAUAUUACCUCGCAAGAGCUGCAAACAGCCAACCUUGCAUAUGACAAAGCGAACAGCGCCCAUGCCGCGGCUCGUGAAAUGGUCUACUUGGCAGAGCAAGGCUUGGCGAGACUCGCCGAAGGUUCAGGUGGUCUCACACUCGAUCCCGCGUGGCAGGAGAUGCUCAAUCACGCAACACAUCGUGUUAACCAAGCAGAGUCUGACCGUGCGUGUGCCACGGUGACGCAGCGGUCUAAAGCCGCGACACACAGGGCGGCCGCUACGCUAGUGCAGCAGCUACAGAAUGGUUUAAAACGACACAUAGCCAAGUCACGACCGUACUUUGAAGAGAAAGCUCGUAUAAACGCCGCACUGGAAGCUCAGAAGGCAAGGAUCCAGACUUUGGAGGAGCAAGUCGCGGAAGCUAAGCAAAAGUAUUCAACAGCUCUCAGAAACUUGGAGAGAAUAUCUGAUGAAAUACAUCGACAUAGAUCUAGAAGACAGUCGGCUAAGAAUGACAUCGAUCGCUCGACAAUAACGGACACUGCGAGCGAGUCCAACGCGAGCGAGACGAUGGAGGAGCUGUGUGCGCACAACAACGACGAGCACGUGCGCGAGUGGCUGCGCAGGGUGGACCGCAGCGACCCCGACACCUGGACCGAGAUCGACCUCGACUACUCCAGCCCCGAGGAGAUAAGUUUCGAAAAGUGCUCGCUGCGGCCGCGCUCGUCGCCCGACAAGUCCCCCCCCAGCCCGCCCUCGUGCCGCGCGUCGGCCGCGUCCCCGCGCCGCAUCAUCCCGCGCGCCCGCGACGCGCGCGACGCCCGCGACGCCGCCCUGCGCGCGCACCUGCGGCACGGCCGCCGGCCCAGCCUCGACGCGCUGCUGCACGACACCGGCGAGAAGGUCAAGGAGAUGUUCCAGGGGCUGUCGCUGUUCGGCGAGCGGCGCGGCUCGGGCUCGGCGCCGCGCAGCCCGCGCGCGCGCCGCUCGCCCGCGCCCGACGCCGCGUCCUCCGCCUCCGACGAGCGCUACUCCGACUCCGACAGCCUGGCCAGCGUGGAGAUGCUGACGGACGACCAGAUCGCGUCGCUGAUGCUGGACGCGCAGCUGGAGGCGGUGUGCGAGCGGCUGGCCGGCGUGUCGCGCGCGCCGCACUCGCCCGAGGCGCGCUUUUGAGCCGCCGCCUCGCGAU
Messenger RNA from Vanessa tameamea, 1580 nucleotides. RefSeq lists its product as uncharacterized. The transcript has 9 exons. Gene Ontology annotation, biological process: negative regulation of protein tyrosine kinase activity; intracellular signal transduction. NCBI's taxonomy places the organism in Eukaryota, Metazoa, Arthropoda, Insecta, Lepidoptera, Nymphalidae. Gene Ontology annotation, molecular function: protein kinase inhibitor activity. Gene Ontology annotation, cellular component: cytoplasm. The record is from RefSeq and is a predicted model, not a curated record. The coding region runs from base 170 to 1564 and encodes 464 amino acids.